Polistes dominula (European paper wasp) is the source of this 509-nucleotide messenger RNA. It is a transcript of the gene Sec8, whose product is annotated as exocyst complex component secretory 8. Lineage: Eukaryota; Metazoa; Arthropoda; Insecta; Hymenoptera; Vespidae. The record is from RefSeq and is a predicted model, not a curated record. Gene Ontology annotation, cellular component: synapse; exocyst; growth cone membrane. Gene Ontology annotation, biological process: exocytosis; chemical synaptic transmission; Golgi to plasma membrane transport.
UUAAUUUCAUAAUAAAUACUAGUUAACAUUAUUUAUUUAUUUUUUGUUAAAAUAAAAUUUUAUUAAAAACUUUAACAUAAUGAAUGCAGUUGCACCCAUUAAACCUCCCCGUGGAAUUAAACCCACCAAAGAAACGAGUGGUUUAUUAAUCUCAGUAAUUCGAGCACUAUCUGCUUCUGAAACUAAUGAACAAAGAGAAAUCGAAAAAGCUAAAUUGGAAAAAGAAUAUAAGCGAAGUGAUCAGAGAUUAGAUGAAUUAGUUUCAUUACACGAGCAAGAUCUCACAAAAGUUAUGCAAAUAUUUAGUACUCUAUCUGAAAGAGUUACUGCUGCAAGAGAAAAAAUUCAUGCUGUAAAAGAAAAUUUACAUGCUUGUAAACAGUUAUUAAGUUGUAAGCAAGAAGAAUUACUUAAUCUAUGGUUAGAAGGUAUAGAACAUAAACAUGUACUACAACUUUUAGAAGAAGCGUCUACUUCGCCAGAGAAAUAUAAUUUAGAGUAAAAAACGU